AUGUCAGCAUCAACUUUAAGAGCUCCCUCUAUUAUUAUAGUCGGAGGAGGGAUUGCUGGACUGGCAACGGCUGCUUUGGCUCGUCAUGCUUUUAGGGUCACAGUGGCUGAACGCGCUCCAUCAGUUUGCAGGGCAAAUGUUGGCGGCGGUAUUGCACUCUGGGGCAACGCACAGAACUCCCUCGAUCUGGCAGGACCCACUCUAAUGCAAUCACUACGAGACAAGGGUGCCUGGAUGGCGCCACCCGAGUAUCGCGAUAAACAUGGCAACGCCAUGGCCAAGGCGUCUCCCAAGUUCAGCGAGCGCUUCCCCAUACUCUGCCUUCAUCGCGACGACCUGCUCACAUCACUCUACGCGGCUUGCAUUGGGCCUGAGGAGCCAGAGCCGCCCGUCGAGUUUGUGACAUCGGCAUCGUAUGUGGAGUACAAGCUGAAUCACGGCCCUGAGGGUGGCGUUCAGGUGUUGCUCAGCGAUGGAAGGAUACUGCAUGGCGAUGUACUGGUUGCCACGGACGGCAUCAACUCAUUGGCCCGCACUCAGCUGUUGAAUGAGCUGCACACUCAACCCGUGUCACCAAACUACUGCGGCUACACAUACUUCCGCGCUAAUGUCGAGGUCGAUGAGACGGACGGUCGCGCAUGGCACGAGUCAGCAUUCGAAGCAUGGGGCGACGGCAAUCGAUUCGGUUACGUUCCUCUGCGUGGACGUGAGGUGUUCUGGUUCGCGGCCAUUCCCAAGGCAGACCACAUGGCCUCCUCGAUCCAGGUUGAGGUCUGCGAUGAUCAACGCAAGGAGUGGCUACUGGACACUUUCCGCGAUUGGAAGGGUGGCCAAACGUCAUCAACCCGCAGACUACCCAUCAGCUACGAACAGUUGAUCAAGGGCACGCCAUCAAAGAACAUACUCCAGAGCGAUAUAUACAAGGUACCCAGCGUGGAUCGAUUCCCUUGGCAUGGACAUGAUGGACGCGUCGUGUUGCUCGGUGACUCUGCCCAUGCCACGGCACCAAAUCUGGCACAAGGUGCCGGCCUGUGCAUUGAGGACGCCGCCACCUAUGUCGACGCGCUCAAGCGCAACACCAUCACACAUCCGCACAAGGAUGGCUACGCGACCGCAGCCAAAGAGUUCGAAGCGACACGCAAGCAACGAGCUCACACUGUACAAACAUUGGCAGACGCUGUGGCAUUCGUGGGACAAAUGCAGGGACUGCAGAGUGCUCGCGACUGGUUCAUGCGAACGGCCACCAAGUGGCUGCCCGCGAUACAACAGCGCAUAUUUGAGGCGGCUGUGUCCUACUCUCUGGGCGGCACAAGAUCCCGACGCACAUGGAUCCCGCCCCCUAUUCAAACAAGUCAUCGCGAGAGCAAUCAACGCGCCCUCGAUCGCGUCUCUGUCCUGGGGCGCGUGCUUGGACAUGAGCAAAUGUCUUUGCUGGCUAGCCAUGUUCACGCUUUCAAGUCUUGCCUGUAUGGUGGGUCCGGCGCGGGCUCGGUGACAGUCGAGCGUGGCCAGUCAUGGUUGGCAACAAUGUUUGCCAACAUGUUUGGCAUACCACAGAACAUGAUCGACGCGCCAUUUGACGCGUCCGUGAGUGUGACACAGGGAGGCGAUCUUCAAACAUGGCGACGAACAUUCGGUCUGGGUCAAAACAAUCAGAAGACAUACGCCACCACACAGCGAUGUCGUGUGGGCUUUGAUGGCUCGCUGGCACUCACCGAGGGUGUUGGCGGCCCACUGGACUCCUGGCUACGAUUCUACUAUGAUGUCAGUGUGAUAGACAAGGCGGCCAAAGCCCCCAACGCGUCAUCACUCAAGUUUGAGUCCAAAGGCAUUUUGUUAUUUGGCGUGCCACUGCCCCUCCCCUCAUGGAUCCUGCCUACCAGUCGAUGGAUCGAAACCCCAACACGCAAUGGCUGGCACUUUGAUGGACAGAUCACCCUGCCCCUAAUUGGCAAGCUCAUGCGAUACUAUGGCAACUUUGCCAUCAGACAAAGCAAGAAGUCGACUGACAUGGCCUUCACACGUGGCCGCGCCAUCAUUGCUGGCGGGUCGGGUCUGGUUGGUCGAUCAGUUUCCAAACAUUUGGCGGCACAGGGAUGGGAGGUCGUUGUUCUCACAACAGCGCCAUACUCUGAGUUCCCACGAUUGAUUGAGACCAUGCCCGAUGUACAUCGCGUUGAACAUUGGGAUGGACGCACACCUGAUGGCUGGGGUCAUCUGGUCAACAGCAAUACAGUGUUGAUCAAUCUGGCCGGUGAUAAUCCAGGCACACAAAGAUGGACACGAUCCAAAAAGGAAACAAUCCUUCAAUCACGCCUGGACUCGAUCAGGGCCAUCUCUCAGGCCAUCCAACUCGCUGCCACCGAGGGUCGCGCCCCUCGUGCAUUCCUUCAAGCAUCGGCCGCUGGUAUCCAUGGUGAUCGCGGUGAUCAAAUACUCUCUGAUCUCGACCUCAUGGAGAUGACAUCAUCGACGGACCAGGCUUCCGAACAAGGCACCAACUUCCGAGUCACCACCUGCCAGAAGAUUGAAGAAGAGGCCAAGCUGGCAGUGGCCAAUCAUCCCGACACUAUAUUGACAAUGCUUCGUAUUGGCCAUGUUCUGUCACGUGAUGGUGGCAUAUUCCCAAGUUUCGACCUGGCCUCAUUGAGUCGCGCCGGCCGUUUGGGCACAGGACAACAGUAUGUACCAUGGAUACAUAUUGAUGAUGUAGGACUGGCCAUCACCAGUGUGGCUAAUUCCAACUCCAUCUCCAACUCCAACAACUCCAACAAACAAUAUGAAGGAAUAGUGAAUGUUUGUGCGCCAACAAGCAACACCAACGAACAACUACUAAGUACAAUCGCAUCAGUACGUGGACGUCUGUUGUGUCUGGUGACCGUACCACCAACCCUACUCAAACUCAUGUUUGGCCAAUCUGCCAGUGUUGCACUGGACAGUGAACGACUCGUCCCCGAUCGACUCCUAUCACAUGGACAUCAAUUCCAGUGCACCAACCUUAAGGACGCCAUCCAGUCCUUGUCCUAA
Molecule: messenger RNA, 3027 nt
Organism: Acytostelium subglobosum LB1
Lineage: Eukaryota; Evosea; Eumycetozoa; Acytosteliales; Acytosteliaceae
Exons: 1
Coding region: 1-3027 (1008 amino acids)
Molecular function (GO): monooxygenase activity
Source: RefSeq, a predicted model, not a curated record